This is a messenger RNA of Dracunculus medinensis (Guinea worm), 348 nucleotides long. The record is from the annotation of a GenBank genome assembly. Lineage: Eukaryota; Metazoa; Nematoda; Chromadorea; Rhabditida; Dracunculidae.
AUGCGAAAGUUCAUAUCAAGAUUUGAAAAUGGGUCUAAGACGAUGCGUAGAACAUUUACGGUAGACUUGGCGUUACCAUGGCCAUUUUUAGUGUUAAUAGCAGAGCAACUAAGUUUUAUAAUGGUGGAUUUAAAACAACAGCUCGAUGUGUUGGAUUAUUUUGGUCCGUUAGCUGUAUGGAUUUCUUUUUUUGCUAUAAUUUUUAUUAUUUCAGUUACUUGCAUUUUAUGGUGCUGUGUUUCCGAAAAGGAUGAUUCCACCGUUUUUGCUAAGUGGGGUAUGGGUCCACGCCAAAAAAGCCUCAAUAAUCCGCAGAAAUUUACUUUUGCAACUGACAAAGCCGCCUGA